GUGUCCGGCUCCGCGGCGCCGCUUCCGGUGUGGGCCCCGCCCCGGCUGUGGCCCCCAGCUGCGGAGGAGUCCUAGGCGCAGCUGCCGCGCCGGGGCUGGAGCGGCCGCCUCCUCCCCUGACCGAGAACUCGGAGCGCUCUGCACAGGUUUAGACCCAGUGUGCCUGGUGGGCUGUGCCCAGAUUCAGAGCCAUGCGGAUCUGUGGGUGAAGCCUGAGGCAGUAAUGGAGCCAUUGCAGCAGCAGCAGGCGCAGAAACAGUCACACUUGGCUCCUCUGCAGAUGGAUGCCAGAGAGAAGCAGGGGCAGCAGAUGAGAGAAGCCCCAUUCUUGUAUGCCCAGAAGCUGGUCACACAGCCCACUCUCCUUUCUCCUGCACCUGGGAGGCCUUCUAGCGGCCCUGCACUGGGUCCCUUAGCCAGAGUUCCACCGGCCACAGCAGUGGGCCAAGUUUUUGAACCAGGCAAUGUGAACUCAGAGACUGAGGAAGAGGAAGGAGGUUUGGAAGAUGAUGAUGGGGAUGAUGAAGUUGCAGAGGUGACUGAAAAAGGAACGCAGGCUGCUUCAAAAUAUUUUCAUGGGCAGAAAGCAACUUGCCAAGAACCCCGAGUAGCACCUAUGUCAAAUCUACUGCCAGCACCAGGGCUUCCGCUGCAUGGACAACAAGCUAAAGAAGACCAUACCAAAGAUGCCUCCAAGGCCCCACCUUCCGUCUCCACAGCAGGGCAGCCAAGCUGGAAUCUGGAUGAGCAGCUCAAGCAGAAUGGUGGUUUGACCUGGAGUGAUGAUACAGAUGGAGGCCGAGGAAGAGAGAUCUCUCGAGAUUUUGCCAAGCUGUAUGAAUUGGACGGUGAUCCUGAAAGGAAAGAAUUCCUGGAUGACCUCUUCAUCUUUAUGCAGAAGAGGGGGACCCCCAUCAACCGAAUCCCCAUUAUGGCCAAGCAGAUCCUGGACCUGUACAUGCUGUAUAAGCUGGUGACCGAGAAGGGGGGCCUGGUGGAGAUCAUCAACAAGAAGAUCUGGAGGGAGAUCACCAAAGGCCUGAACCUGCCCACGUCCAUCACCAGCGCCGCCUUUACCCUCAGGACCCAGUACAUGAAAUAUCUAUAUGCCUAUGAGUGUGAGAAGAAAGCCCUGAGCUCGCCAGCCGAGCUCCAGGCAGCCAUUGACGGUAACCGGAGGGAGGGCCGGCGGCCCAGCUACAGCUCUGCCCUGUUUGGCUACUCACCCGCUGCUGCUGCCGCCACCGCCGGGGCCCCUUCCCUUCUUUCCCCACCCAAAAUCCGCUUCCCCAUCCUUGGGUUUGGCUCCAGCAGUGGCACCAAUACUAGCAGCCCUCGGAUACCCCCAGCAACCACUCUCAGGAAAGGUGAGCAGGGUCCUUGGGGGAGGAAGGGAAGAAAGGAGCCCUGUGUCCAGGAUUGGAGGUUUUGGGUGAGAGGGUCAACUGUGGAUUGGUCCAGCUUCAGUUCCUUUGCAGGUGAUGGAGUCCCCAUGGCAACAGUGCCUGUGCCAAAUCGCCUGGCUGUGCCUGUGACUUUGACAGGCCAGCAGGCCAGUACCCGGACUGCCACGCUGGAGCAGCUACGGGAGCGGCUGGAAGCAGGGGAGCCUCCUGAGAAGAAGGCAUCAAGACUGUCCGAGGAGGAGCAGCGCCUGGUCCAGCAGGCUUUCCAGCGCAACUUCUUCAGCAUGGCGCGGCAGCUGCCCAUGAAGAUCAGGAUCAAUGGCAGGGAAGACAGAGCAGAGGCCUCAGCUGCAGCCUUGAACCUGACCACAAGCAGCAUUGGGAGCAUUAACAUGUCUGUGGACAUCGAUGGCACCACCUACGCAGGACUGAUGUCCCUCUCCUGCUCAGAACUUCCAGGGCCCUCACCACCCCUCCAGGUGUGCUGUUUGCCCAGAAACCUGUGGUCCACCUCAUCGCAGGGUCUGCUCCCCAGAGUCUCGGGAGCAGCACCAGCAGCAGCAGCAGCUCUCACUGUUCACCUAGUCCUACCUCAUCCCGGGGCACCCCCAGCACAGAGCCCUCCACCAGCUGGUCCCUUUGACAGGCAAGACCCAGCUUCCUACUCCCCACUCUCUUGCUGAGAGUGAAGGAAGUUGAUGCACAGAAUUUACCUCAUCUCACGGAGCCUACGUUGAACACCAUCUGGCCAGACAUUGAGAGUUUGGACGUGUCUGUCUGUCCAGGCUCCAUUCAGGUCCUGCUGUACUCUGGAGGCAGAGAGAAGGUGGAGGGGCAGGACAGGGCAGCGUUGUCCAAUCAGGGAUUGUCCUGGAGAACUGGGUGGGGUCUGUGGGUGUCCAGCUUUCCUCUAGGGUUCCCCGGCCACCUCCCAUCUCGGGGCACAGUGUAUCGACAAUCUGUAAGCCGACACAGGGCUGGAGGCCCUCCUUUCCCUUCCCCUUUAAUUUAUUUCCUUUCCCCUGCCUUCUGCCAUGACUCCAAGGUCACUAGUCUCUUCCCCUGCUCAGUGCCCUAGUUUAUAAGUCCCACGUGGGGCUGGCUGUUAAAACCUUCAUGGCCCUUCUCUCCUGAGCAUGGGAUGGGGCCCUCCCAGCCCACCUUGCCUACUGCUUGGUUUGUGGGGUAUGGGUCCCUCUAGUUCAGGUCUAGAAUCAGUCCUCAGGACCCCCUAUUCCCCUUUAAUGGGGAAGGAACACGUAUACACUGAGGGUGGUGGGUUCGAACCCGGCCCAGGCCAACUAAAACAACUGCAACAAAAAAAUAGCCAGGUGCUGUGGCGGGUGCCUAUAGUCCAAGCUACUUGGGAGGCUGAAGGAAGAGAAUCACUUAAGCCCAAGAGUUGGAGGUUGCUGUGAGCUGUGAUAUUACAGCACUCUAUUGGGCGACAUAGUGAGACUCUUAUCUCAAAAAAAACAAGCACGUGAGGGCAGUCUUCAGGGCCCCCUGGGCAUCUGAUGAGGAGGAGGCAGAGCCUCUAGGCUGCCCAGGCCCUGUCACUCACUUCACACAGCCCCUUUUCUGACCCCCACCCCCAGAUCUCAUGCUCCCCACUUGCCCCUUGCUCUCUACCCUUACAUGGGGCCAUCUCAGCCCUGUCAUCCCCAAAUGUGCCGAUGUCAGGUUCAUCGAAAUACCUCAGAUUUAUAAUUAUUAAUGUUGAUUCUUCAGGAAGUGUUUGCAUCUCUGAAAUCUUUUUUAUAUAUGUUUUGCUGACUUUUUUUUUUUAAGAUUUUUAUUGUUGUUGUUAUAGCACCAAAGAAAUGAAAACAGAUCACCCCCAAAGCCAAGCAAGUGAUUUGGUACCCCCUCUGGCCCUUCCCUAGAACCCCGGCGCAUAGGCAGGGGAGGCGGGCAGGGGAGACAACUCAGGGAUCUCAGUGGCAGGGGAGGUGAAUGGAGAGACCCGCUUACGCCGGUCGGCCCUGAAACCGCACCAGUUCAGAAGAGGGUCCUUGACCCAUUUCCUGCCACACACCCCGACUCCAGCUGACCAGGGUGGGGUCAGGACAUCUCCCCUUCACCCAGCAUUCCCAGCUCAGGAUGUGAGCAGGCCGGCCAAGGAGGCCGUGGGCCUUGCAGGUUUUUCCAGAGCCUGCACUGUCCCAGGGAAUAUGGCGAUGCUGGGAGAGCUUCUCUCUCCUCUUGAACCUGGGGUAGAGCAGGUUGCUCCUGGGAUUCUUGCUCAAGGCUCACUUCAUCUGAGUAACUCUUGAAGUGUUCAGUAGAACACCACUACUGUGAUGUUGUCGGGCCGCAGUGGUGGGAGACACCACAUGUAGCAUGAGGCGUCCAUGGCGACAUAGCCAGCAUUCAGGUCUGUCUCAGAAAGGAAAGGGAAAGCAAAAGCUUGAGCACAAAACAGAUACCUCAACUUGGUAAGCUGCAGCUCUGCUGAACUGCAUCUUCUGUCUCCCUCCCCCAGCCUUCCACACUCACUCUCACACACGCACACAUCCAGCCUUGUCCACUAGGGGCUGACCCUCCUCUGGUCUCAGAAGCCUUGCCUGCCGGGCAAGUGCAGGGUAUAGCAAGAGAAAGGCAUCUGGAUCUGGUGCCAGUGAGGACCCCAGUUGGCUGGCACUGGACCCACUUGAAAGUAUCUCAGAUAUUUGGCCAGUGUGUCUUUCUCAGGGGUUUGGUCACAAAGGAUGGACUCUUCCCACCCAGAGGACAUAGGUAUAGCACACUGUGUCUUUCUGGUCUCUUCCUUUUCCCCAGGCAGCUCACCCAAACUCACCCUCUGAGCAAACCCUUACUGCCCUGAAGGUCAACAGCAGGGUCUCAGCCAGAAAGCUCGAGAUUGGGGGUGCCAGUAGGUCCCCCCAGUAGUGGAGCCCUGGCCCAAGCAGAGCUUCCCCUACAAAUGCAGUCCUAAAGGCCAGUUGGUCAGCAAUUAGCCAGGGCAGCUCUGUCCCCUUCCCUUUCCCAUCUUAUAUGUAUUGUAACCAGGAAAAAUGUGAUAGCACAUGGGUAGCCUAGGCAGAGAAUAAAUACCUCAGAUGUCCUCUUGCAGCAAGUGUCUGUAUAUGUUGUGGUUAUUUUCUAUCUUACAUGUUUUCGAAUGUUUAUAUUUCAAUAAACCUCUACCUCUUCA
Messenger RNA from Nycticebus coucang (slow loris), 4563 nucleotides. It is a transcript of the gene ARID3B, whose product is annotated as AT-rich interaction domain 3B. Gene Ontology annotation, molecular function: DNA binding. The record is from RefSeq and is a predicted model, not a curated record. The transcript is spliced from 9 exons. Gene Ontology annotation, cellular component: nucleus. The coding region runs from base 224 to 2089 and encodes 621 amino acids. Gene Ontology annotation, biological process: regulation of transcription by RNA polymerase II. Lineage: Eukaryota; Metazoa; Chordata; Mammalia; Primates; Lorisidae.